Molecule: messenger RNA, 531 nt
Organism: Mesocestoides corti
Lineage: Eukaryota; Metazoa; Platyhelminthes; Cestoda; Cyclophyllidea; Mesocestoididae
Source: the annotation of a GenBank genome assembly
AUGGUGCUCGUGGGGAUUUCACGGGACGACGACGAAAAGGACGCGGCUUACAUGGCGCGAAAAAUCGUCAACCUGCGGAUCUUCGAGGAUGCUGAGAAGCACAGUCGGUGGGGGAAGAGCGUCAAGGACGUCGGUGGUGAGAUUCUCUGUGUUUCUCAGCCCCGUUUUAACCGUUUUUUUUUGAGCGAGCUCCGUCGAGUGUGUGCCUGCACUUCCGUUGACCUUGUUCGCCCAAAUUGGGAUGCCCAGUUCACGUUGCACUCGCUGCUGAAGGGAAACAAGUUGGACUUUCACCUUGCCAUGGCCCCGGACGCCUCAAAGACUCUGUACGAAGCCUUUUUGGUGAAGGUACGCAAGGAGUAUCAGGAUGCUGACAAGGUCAAAGAUGGAAUAUUUGGCGCGAUGAUGGACGUGUCUUUGGUUAACGACGGUCCGGUUACAGUCACCCUCGAUUCGCGCCAACCGUGUCCACCACCACCUCCUCAGAAGACGGUAGAAAACUCUCUGACACCUUCAGGGGAAGCUAGUUAA